Messenger RNA from Carcharodon carcharias (great white shark), 6162 nucleotides. RefSeq lists its product as uncharacterized. The record is from RefSeq and is a predicted model, not a curated record. Lineage: Eukaryota; Metazoa; Chordata; Chondrichthyes; Lamniformes; Lamnidae. The coding region runs from base 161 to 3523 and encodes 1120 amino acids. The transcript has 31 exons. Gene Ontology annotation, molecular function: protein binding.
GUGAAAAAAAAGGGUCAGGCUGGAUUUUUUCCGAGUUUCGUCUGGCCUGUUUCUCAUCCAUUUCUCCGCUUACAAAUAAGUAAACCUAUUGAAAGAGAGGGAGAAGGUGUUCGAUGUAACUGCAGGGCCCGCACGGUCAGGAUUCAGAAUUUCAUCGAGGAUGUUCAGGCGGAUGGGGCCCCAAGCCCUGUUUCUGAUUCUCCUCUUCAGGAUCCAUUCUGCACUUAAAGAUGUGUUCAGAGUUACUGGUCCUGAAGCCCCUGUCAUUGCCAUGCUUGGGGGGGUGGCAGUGUUGGAAUGCCAGCUAAUUCCGGAGAGACCCCCGAAUGGCAUGGAAUUACAGUGGGCCCGCAGUGAUUCAGAACGUCAUACCCCCAUCCACAGGUACAUCUUUGGGCAGGAUGUGGAGGAGCAGUUAACUGAUGCCUACAGAGGGAGGACUGAGUUCUAUAAGGAUGAAUUUAACCAGGGGAAUGUCUCCCUCAAACUGAAGGACGUGAGGCUGCAGGAUGAAGGCAGCUAUCUGUGUAUGGUCGAGCAUGAGAACAUCAUCCAGCAAACAUCCAUUAACCUGCAAGUGGCCAGCUUUGGCAACCGCCCUGCGAUACGAUUGGACGGCUACCGCGCGGACAGAAUCGGGCUCCAAUGUGAUUCGUCCAGCUGGUACCCUGCCCCCGCGUUGUAUUGGGCAGACGAGAACGGCAAGGACGUGACGGGCGAAGCCACGACCAAGCCAGUGCCGAGCACGGGGGGUCUCUACAGCAUCUCGAGCACCAUUGAGGUAACGGGCGGCUCUGCCAGCAGCAACUUUAAGUGCCUGGUGAACAGCAACAUCUUGAAACAUUCGCAGGAGAGCAGCCUCCGGAUCCCAGAUGAAUUCUUCCCCAGGAUGUCGAAAUUCUUCACCGUUUUCAUCCUGUUUCUCAUCGUGCUCCUGGGAUUAAUGGCUGGAGCAGGGUACUACCAGUUCAGAAAGUGGACAGAUAUGAAAGAGUUACGCAGUCGGCCAGCGCUUGAAAAAUUCAAAUCUGUAAUGGAGCAACAAGAGGUGCUCAAGGGCAAUGUUGAUAAUGCUGAAGCUAAUUUACUUCGCGAGAAGAUGCUAUCUAAAAUAGCUGCCGAGCGGGUCAUCACUGCUGCAGUUCCUGUGACCUUCGACCCCGAGACGGCCAACCCCUAUCUGACGGUCUUGGAGGACCGGCUGACCGUGAUUUUCAACGACGAUUGGCAGGAGCUUCCACAAACCACAAAGAGGUUCAACUCCCGUCUCUUUGUGAUGGCGGAGGAGGGGUACAAGACAGGGAGCCAGUACUGGGAGGUGCUGGUGGGCAACAAACCAGACUGGGAUCUGGGAGUGGUCAGGGAGUCCAUUCCCAGGGACGACUGGGUUACCCUGAGCCCGGAGAACGGAUACUGGACCAUUGGGAAGCGUGGCGAUUCCUACGAGGCCAAUAUCACUUCUCCUGAAUCCAUCUUGUGCAAUUCAAGUGUUCAAAGGAUUGGUAUCUACCUGAACUGUGAGGAUGGGGUGGUUCGGUUCUAUAAUGCCGAUGACAUGGUGCUAAUCUACAACUUCAGCGCUACAUUCACCGAGGAAAUCUACCCAUUCUUCAGCCCUUGGGGAUCCCGAGAGGUCAUGAAAAUCUGCCCUUUGUACUGCACAGGUGUUUUUCGGUUAGCACGGACGCGAUGGGCCGAGUGGUUUCCCUCUGUGCCCUACACUUCCUACGUGAUGAUAAAUGUUAAUGAAGAAACUGAAAGGCUCCUCCAUUACUCCCUGAAUUGGCAAUCCGAGGCUUUUCGGCGUUUGUUACGGGUAACUAUAAUGCCUUGUUUCCUGGGAAUGCUGAUGUUGGAUAUCCGGCUUUCUAAAAUAUCUUUCCUGCUCCAGAUUAUUCUUUGGACUUUUCAUGAUACGGCAGCAGAAUUCAUGGUGACAGCUCCGCCCGACCCUGUUGUUGCAGUUGUCGGGGGCGACGUGAUCCUGGACUGCCAGUUGGUGCCGGCCAGAGCCCCAGAGAACAUGGAAGUCCGCUGGAUCUACAUGGCCCUUAGCUACUCCUCACCUGUCAUCAUGUUCAAGGAUGGGACAGAGGACCUGACAUCCCAGGCGGCAGGCUACAGAGGCCGCACUGAGCUCUUCCUCAACGAAAUCGCACAUGGAAAUCUCUCCCUCAAGCUCAAAGAUGUCAGGGUCACCGACAAGGGCCAGUACAAGUGCUACGUAGCUUCCGGCAUCAAGCAGGACGAGAUCAAAGUAGCGCUGAAUGUGUCAGGCACGGGCAGGCAGCCCUGGAUCGAGAUGGAGGGCUACGCGAGCAAUGGCGUCAGGCUGGCCUGCAGGUCUGAAGGCUGGUUCCCAAACCCACCCGUCCAGUGGGUAGACGGGGACGGAGAGAACGUUACAGCCCAGCCAGAUACCAAGUACCGUCUGGACACUGAAGGGCUGAUGACAGUUGACAGCAUUAUUGAGGUCCCCAAGCACUCCAGGAACAAGUACACUUGCGUCAUUAACAACCAGAUCCUGAAGGAGACACAGGAGGCUCACAUCCAGAUUGCAGAUGCCUUCUUCCCCAGUACUUCAGGGUGGUUGGUGGCAUUCUGGAUCCUGUUUAUUCUGAUGGCUACAGCAGUCUGUGUCGUAGUUUGGCACAAUCGAAAAUUACAGCAAAAGACCCGAGCCUUGAUGAAAUCUGCAGGUUUACUUGAAAAUGAAAGACUGCGAAUUGACAUUGAGGCUGAGAAAGAAAAGGCAAACCGAAGGUAUCAAGCACUACAAGAGGAGAUAAAUAAAACGAAGGAAGCUGGGAAAGCAGAGUGUGAGAAACUUCAGCAGGACUUUGUAAAGGAGAAGAUCGUCAUUAAAGAAGAACAUGAGCAAUUCAAGAAAGAAGUUGAUAAAGAGAAGGCAUCAGCCACAGCAAAAUAUCAGAAGCUUUACACCGAGUGUGAGCAAUGGAAACCUCUUGUCCAGUCAGAAUGGAAGAGGAUACAGAGUAAUGCAGCUACUGUGACGUUGGAUGCCUGGACAGCCAAUGCGAGCCUGACUGUGUCUCCAGAUGGGCAGAGUGUGAAAGGCGGAGAGACAUUGAAUGUCCCUGACAACCCGGAGCGUUUCGACUCGGUCCCAUACGUGCUGGGUGCAGAAGGCUUCACGGGGGGCACACACUAUUGGGAGGUGAAGGUGGUGAACAAGGCCUACUGGGACGUGGGCGUCGCCAACGGGUCAGUCCAGCGGAAGGGCAUGCCCAACUUUUGCUCCGACGCGGGCUUCUGGACUAUUGGACGGGACGGCGAGCCAUACGGGAUAAGCGAUGCGAAACGCUCCACCAUCACCGUGACGACCAGGCCUCAAAAGAUCGGAGUGUUCCUGGAACUUGAGGCGGGAAGGGUGUCUUUUUACAAUGCUGAUAACAUGUACCAUCUCUACACUUUUAACGCUAACUUCUCAGACAAAAUCUACCCAUUCUUUUGGCCUGGCUGGGACGAUGCACCCUUAACUAUUUGCCCGGUAAAGAACUAGCCAACUGAUGCUUCAUUGAAGGUUAGCCUGGUCAAGAACUAGUCAACUGACCCAUUAAUUUGUCCAGUGACUAAUUAACAGAUUCUCUGGGGAGAUUUGUAUUUGUUUUAAAAUAUCUUCCAAAUGGUCUUGGCUUUCUGGGGACGGUAUUGACCCAAAGUCAGGCUGCAUGUUGUCUCGGAUGCUACGGUGUGGACGGCUGCUAAGAUAAGGAAGCAAGAGCGGCUCACGGGUCAGAUACUUUGAUGUUCUGUCAUUAGAGAGCUUGAAGCAGAAACGUCCACAGAAGAGCUCAUUCUACAAGGAUUUUUUUUUGGAUCAACUGAAGCAAAAUUUCAGGACAAAAGAACCUCCGUUACCUACACAAGCCAGGAAAAUCUCAUCAGCGCUUUGUCUCCUGGCGUAACUGUUGGAAAGUAAAUAGUUCCACAGGAAAAUAUUUGUACAAAUGCGCCACAGGUCAGAUUGACAAUGGUGCCUUUUGAUAACUUGAUAUUUUGUACUGUGAAGAAGAGAGAAACCUAACUGUGUAACGUUACCAAGCUCACUGGUAAUGAGGUUACAUGGAGCACUGGCCCUUUAACCUACAAGUGUUUAUCAUCCAGUUCUUUCCAGAUAAUGGGACAGGUUCCCUAUUUUAAUGGGAAUCCCAUUGUGCUGCACUCCAUACAUUUGGAUGAUUAAUUGCUGACUGUAAACCAGCAAAACUGUGAUUUUUCUCUAUCCAAGCUGCUCAUAAUUUUGAAUGCCUCUUUUAAAUAUUCCCUCAAUCUCCUCUGCUCUAUGCAGAACAAUCUUACUUCCUCAAAUCUCUCCAGAUAACUGAAGUCCCAAACGCCUAGUGCCAUUCUGGUAAAUCCCCUCUGCAAGAUCUGCAUAUUCUGUUUAAAGCGCAGUGCCCAGAAUUGGCUGUAACCCCCACCCCCCCCCCCCGCCCGGACUCCCACAACCUGACCCCCCGACCCCCUGACCCUGAUCCCUGAUCCCUGGACCCCCUGAUCCUGACCCCAACCCUGACCAGUAAUUUGUAAAGGUUUAGAAUAACUACCUUGCCUUUGUGUCCUCGAUGCCUUUAUUUACAAAACCCGAGGAUUUCCAUUUGUGUUUUUAAACAGUCUUCUAAACUUGUCAUACUUCCUUCAAAAAUUUGUGUACGCAAACCCUCUGUUACUCAACCCCAUUGUACCACUCUGCCAAGUACCUUGCUGACAGCCAAUGAAGUGAUCUCCAAUCAUUUUAUUGCCUCAAAAACUGUUCCCAAGCAUGUUACCAUAGAGAAAUAUGAGUUGUUGGUGUGGUUCAUAUUGCCCGGUUCAUCUUCGAAGAUACAUUUACCCUAAACCCCCAUCACAGUACAUUGGUUACAAUCUAUUACAGGUCGAGUAUCCAUUAUCCAAAAUCCUCGGGGCUGAUUGCAUUUCGGAUUUCAAAUAGUUUUAGUUUUCGGAUAUGGCAUAUAGACCUAGGCCUAGUUAGAUUACAUUGGCCGAAGCCCAGGCUAACUAUAGUCUAAAGUCAGUAAAAUGGUUAGAAAAGUAAAUUGUAUCACAAUAAUAAAUACAGGGCACCUGCAAUAAAUUCCUACUCAUGGUGCCACCUGCGAUUUUGCUUGUAGGAAAAGGGUUCGCAAGGUAAACAGUACAGACAAAAGUCACAAGUGUUGUAAGGUGGCCAAGUUGCCACUAUUGAUAAUAGAGUUGAACUGCAGACACUUCUUAAGUGGCAACAUUAUGUUUAUUCACAAUAUACUUGGCAGCAACUACACGUGUGCUUUCAACGCCAACUCCAUACUGACUGCGGAGGUAGCUCGCACUACUCUCCUACUGGUUACUGCAGAUUAUGAGAUCUUUCCCAACAAGAAUUAUUCUUUGAAGGUACAUUACACACUCAAAUACAACUACAAUUACUACAUUCUACAUUCCUCCCCCUUUAACUUGCCUAUAUAUUUUGUAUUUAUGUAUUUUUUAAGACAACAAAAUAUUGGUAAGGAAUUUACAAGUUCAGUCUUUCAGGUGGUUUCCUGGUAUGUGUGGAAAGUUGCAGCUCCUCAACUUCAGAUUCUUUGUCAGGAACCUUCUUUUCCGGAGUUGCUUGAACAUCAGAUGCUUUGGUGGACACUUGCAGUUCUGUAUCCUCAACCCUUACAGGAACUUCAGCCAUGUCAGUCCUGGGUUGAAUAUUCUCAACCGGAAAUGCUGACUUGGUCGUGAUCACUGGUGGAAACAAAUCUUGGUGAUUUGUCUCUCUCUUCCUUAAAUGUUCCACAUGUUUCCAGAUGAUCCAGCCUUCCACCUCCACAUGGUAAGACAGAUCCAGUUCCCGCAUUUAUUUCACCUGGUAACCAUUUUGAUCCUUCUCCGAAUAUUGUCUCUCCCAUGGUAAAUUUCCUUUCAUGACUCUGCCAGUCGUGUCUAGUUUUCUGGCUUCUCUGACUCCUUUCCACCUUCCCCUCUAAAUUCAGCAUUAUUAAGCUCAAUCUCAUCCGGAUACGGCGUGUCAACAAUAACUCGGCAUGUGUGACACCUGUUGUUGUUGUUGUGUAGUCCUAUAAUGAAAAAGAAAGCGUGCUAGCUUGGUUGCUAAGGAAUCGCCAGUUAGCUUUUUCAUGCCUACCUUGAACGUUUGAACCACCCUUUCAG